AUGGGAGGCAACACUUUAUGUGAUAGCUCCACCAUCACAUUGCACUACGAAGACUACGAGGGCCAUCACGCAGUCUUUAGUGAAGAAGGUAUAAAAACGCUUAGGUGUAUUGCAGCAACGUUGAGCUCCAGAAAUGAAUUGGCUGAUUGUGUUCAGAUGUAUACCGAGCAUCGAAAGGAUGUAGUCAACCUGGUAUAUGUGAGGCUCCAUGAGAAAUUGAAGGAAUUGGCUUCACUAAUCCAAUCAGCAAAGGACGCAUUGAAAGCUGUUGAGGAAUCUGUGAGACGAGAGUUCGCUGCUGCAAAAUCUAUGAAUAGUCACCUUAAUGCAUCAUCACAAUCUCCUACAAGAGGUGUUGCAGAACAGCCCUCAGAUGCUUGCCAGAACAGAGCAAAGAUAGUUAUUACGAUCCAGGACAAGGAUGGGCCCAAGCAAUUUAGAGUUUUCGUGGAUGAUAAAUUUGAGAGACUCUUCAAGAUGUAUGCCGACAAGGUCAAGCUUGAUUUGCAGAAUCUAGUUUUUUGUUUUGAUGGAGUAAAAUUAGUCCUACUGCCACCCCUACUGGGCUUGAAAAUUGAAAUGGAGGAGAAUGACAUCAUCGAGCAAAUGACAAAUAUCCUUUCUACUACAGAGAAACAGGUUCUUCGUGAGCUUUCAACGAGGCCAUUUCCUGGAGGAGGAAUUCACCCCUUGACUAAGUACAUAAUUCAUCACAUUGAGCUGAUUUACGUUCACAGGUCUACAAGAGUUGUGAAAAAAAAGUUCAAGACCUUCAAUAGUAUGUUUGAAGAUAUUCUUCAGACUCAAGAACGAUGGAUAGUACCAGAUCAGCAGCUGCGGAUGAAACUUCUUGAAUGCAUAUUGGCUAAGCUGAUUCCGGCCUAUAAUCACUUUCUUGAGCGGCUAAGCCGAGUACACAAAGUGAAGCGUGUGAGUGAGUACAUAAAAUAUUCUGUCAAGGACUUGGAGACCAAGGUGCUGGAUAUGUUUCAGAAUAAGUAUUGA
This is a messenger RNA of Coffea eugenioides, 1005 nucleotides long. RefSeq lists its product as uncharacterized. Gene Ontology annotation, molecular function: phosphatidylinositol-4,5-bisphosphate binding. The transcript has 5 exons. Gene Ontology annotation, biological process: exocytosis. Bases 1 to 1005 code for a protein of 334 amino acids. Gene Ontology annotation, cellular component: exocyst. The record is from RefSeq and is a predicted model, not a curated record. Lineage: Eukaryota; Viridiplantae; Streptophyta; Magnoliopsida; Gentianales; Rubiaceae.